Molecule: messenger RNA, 2395 nt
Organism: Lethenteron reissneri (Far Eastern brook lamprey)
Lineage: Eukaryota; Metazoa; Chordata; Hyperoartia; Petromyzontiformes; Petromyzontidae
Product: T-cell leukemia homeobox protein 2-like
Biological process (GO): animal organ development; regulation of transcription by RNA polymerase II
Cellular component (GO): nucleus
Molecular function (GO): DNA-binding transcription factor activity, RNA polymerase II-specific; RNA polymerase II cis-regulatory region sequence-specific DNA binding
Source: RefSeq, a predicted model, not a curated record
CCCGAAGCCCCUCUCCGUUGCCGUGCCGCAGAUUCCGCACAUCCUCUGAUCCCGAGUCCCCGCACGCUCGAGGUGCCGGACCUCGAUCCUCGGAUUCUGUCUUUGCAGCCGUCCCGGACCCUUUCACCCUUGAGGCACGGACCCCGGCACCGGGGACCCCCCUGAACCCCCGAGUCCCCGGGCUCCCCCGGACUUCUCGUAUCCCCGAGCCGGGCGCGUCCCCUCUCCCCUGGGGGGCCAUGGAGUCGGAAUCCCUGAGCCACCCGAGCCCCGCGUCCCCGCAGCCAGAACCCAUCAGCUUCGGCAUCGACCAGAUCCUGGGAGGGGGAACCCCGACGGGAGGGGACCCGACCCCUACGGCGCGGGGCCCUUGCGACCACGCCGAGCUGCUGCUGAGCCCGAUGGUCCACGGGGCGGCGGGGGGAUACGGGGCCCUCUCGCCCCCCGCGUUCGGCCCCUACAGCCCCGCGCAGCACCACGCGUUCCCGCACCACCCCUCCCAGCAGCAGCACCACCACCACCACCAGCACCCCGGAAUACCGCCUGGGUGCCACUUCGGGGUCCAGGGCGCGGGGGCCGGGCUCAUCCGGGUGCCCGCGCACCGCCCCCUCGCCGCGGGGAUCCCCGGCGGCGGCGGUCCCCUGGGGCACGGCAUCGCCCUGCCCUUCCCGUGGAUGGAGUCGAACCGGAGAUUCGUGAAGGAGCGGCUGAGCGCCGCCCUGGCCCCGCUGUCGGUGCCCCGCCGCGUGGGCCACCCGUACCAGAACCGCACGCCGCCCAAGCGCAAGAAGCCGCGCACCUCCUUCUCGCGCCUGCAGGUGUGCGAGCUGGAGAAGCGCUUCCAUCGGCAGAAGUACCUCGCCUCCGCCGAGCGCGCCGCCCUCGCCAAGGGCCUCAAGAUGACCGACGCGCAGGUCAAAACGUGGUUCCAGAAUCGGCGCACCAAAUGGAGACGUCAGACGGCGGAGGAGCGCGAGGCCGAGAGGCAGCAGGCCAAUCGGCUGCUGCUGCAGCUGCAGGCGGAGGUGCAGUUCCCCAAGGCGCUGCACGGGGGGGGAGGGGGGCCGCAGGGGGCCCGCGAGGGGGGCCCCGCCGACCGCGUCUGCCUUCACAACGCGUCGCUCUUCGCGCUGCAGAACCUCCAGCCCUGGGCCGAGGAGCAGGGGGAGAUCGCGCCCGUCGCCUCCCUCGCCUCCGCUCUCUAGCGGGACCCCCGCGGGGCCCUGGAGGGGGGUCCCCGCCCCCCCUUCCCCCCCCCAUAUUCUCAUGGGGGCCCUGUCCCUCCGACUGACCCUGCCUCUCCCUCUCGUGAAGGCCCCGACCCUGUCUCUCCCUUAUUGCCCCCCCUCCCUGACCAUCUCAAGCCUCCCUUCCCUGGGGGCCCCAGACCCUCCCACUGACCCUGCCUCUCACUCCCUGGGGGGCCCCAUCACCCUCCCGCCAACCCCCACCCCCAAGGCCCCUGUGACCCUCCCACCUCCAGGACGGCCCCCGCACCCCGAGCGAGCUGCGGUGACGGAGGGAGCUGUAAAUAGUGGUGUAUGUACUGUACAUGUGUGAUCGUGAGAUUUGUUUUAGGGGGGCGGUGGGGGGGACGGUGGGGGGGGGGGGCGUUUUAUGAGAACAAGAAAUCGAACUUUAAACGGGAAUCGGAGAAGUGGAAGGAACGGGGGGAGACACGAGGAGCCACACGAGCCGCAACAACCACGGCAACCGCACCGAGCGCCGGCGGUGCGACCGCCAACCCGGUCCCCACGUGCUGGAGGGUGGUGGCCCGGGGUGCCGGGUACCGCCCUGCGCCACCAACGGCACGACGCAACUCGACCGCAGCGGCUCGACCGCGGGAUCGUGACAACCCGCACCGGGUCAACCCCCGUGGAACUUGCGUGGAGUCGACAGCACCAACAACAACCAUUGCAGAGCACGCCACAACCGCAGAGCACGCCACAGCCGCACCGACUCGAGCAAAACCCGGCUCCACCACGGGGACCGCCCCGAGGAUGGCGAGGAUGGGGGGUGGGGGGACGAACUCCGUAACCCUGGCGAUGCCGUGUGUCUGUACCGCGUUCUCGCGUCGUCGUUGUCACCGUCGUCGUUGUUGCCGCCGUCGUCGCCGUCGUCAUCGUGAUGGUGCUGCCUCUGCCGCUGGGUUGCACCGCUGGGGGUGACGCUGACCGUGACAGUCUGACCAGAACCCCACCCCCCCCCCUCCCAGCUCGGCCCUGAUUUUAGGUUUCACCCAGACUCCAACCCGACAACCCCACAUCCUGCCCCCCUCAACCCUGACUUCUGACUUCUGACCUGACCUUUGACCGGGACCUCUGGCAUGUGGGGUCAUGCGGAGCUGCGAUGAAUUUGGCAGCGGCGAAACCAGAAGCGUGAAUAAAAGGGGACC